Poecilia reticulata (guppy) is the source of this 2452-nucleotide messenger RNA. Lineage: Eukaryota; Metazoa; Chordata; Actinopteri; Cyprinodontiformes; Poeciliidae. The record is from RefSeq and is a predicted model, not a curated record.
GGGAGGGGGGGGGAUGGUUCGUGGGGACAUGACCAGAAAAAUAAAAUCAUCUGAGGUCUCUCUUUUCCCUCAGCCAAGCAUAGAGCAGCAUCUGAAGGAGCUCCAGGCCAAAAUGGGAGACUUCAGAACAGGGGAUCAUCCACCCAGUCCCACAGAGGUCUUGCAGUGGUUCAACACGAGGGCACAAAACUCCCUGAAGCCUCUUUCCACAGACACUUUAGACUUCUUCAGAGCUCUGCAACAGUACCUUAAAUCAGAGGAAGAGGGGAAAGAAGAAGUGACACUUCAGCUCCUGCUGAAUGUCUCUGCCCAGUGUGGAGUCUAUUUUCCUUGUCCAUCCUCUUCUCCCGCUCUUCAUCCUCAUCUGCCUGGCUCCUCUGUCCACUCCGUACACAUGGUUAAAGAUGACUCUGCAGUAGAGAUCCAAGAGGCGUGGGAUCCUGUGCGUCUCCGGCUGCGACGCUUCCUGAUGGACCGGCUCUCAUGCCGCACCUCAGGACCUCCUGGCUCCCCUCAGCUCUCCACCAUCACCAUCCUCGAGCGGGUCAACUGUUUUAAGCAGCUGUUUUUUCUCUACCCUGAAUGUGAAGUGGUCACAGGCUACCAGGGCCUGAAACAGAAGUACGUGCUUAGCAUCCUGCAUUCAAGCAUGAGCUCCAGCCCAGGUGGUGAGUCCGGCUUCGACAGACUAACGACGGGUUUCUGCAACGUGGUCCAACAUGUGACUCAAGCUCUCACCGAGGAGCUCCAGGUUCUUUCAAGGGUGGUGGAGCCCGAGGUCGUCCUCGGAUUUUUAAACGUAGCUUAUUUUGGUGCCAUCACCCAGGAAAUGACUUCCCAAAUGGAGAGAGAAUUUGAAACCGCUCAAAGAGACAACACAGCGCUGAGUGGCAAGACUAAAAAAUACUCCGUAAUGUCCCGAGCAACUGUAGCUGCGGCGUGCUAAAUCCAAGGCCUUUCUGAUGGACUCCUGUUACCAUUGUAAUUGCUUUUUUUUUUUGUCUUUUAUUUUACUAACACCCUCCCUUCUCCUCCCUGCCAGACAGAAAGCCCUGUUCCUGAGGCUAAGGCUUAAUAUGUUUGCAUUGGUGAUCAAACUAAGUCCUAAUCUCAAAUAGGACUUUUUAAAUACAGAAAUUAAGGCCUAAUGAAAAGAAUAUUCACGCAAUGUACAUUAUAUGCACUUAAUUCUUGGGAUGGGCGUCUUUGCUUCAGAUUCUGUUUGUGCGGUGUAUUAUGAAUAUAAUCUUCCUGUGGGUUUUCUGAAGUAUUGAGGAAGCCAAGGCUGCUUUAAAAGAGGCCUUCAGCAGGUCUGCAUUGCUGGCUCUGGUUUCUCUCAUCUUCCUUUUGACUCUUCUUCCCAGAUGUGGGCUUCAGGUCAGGCCACUCUAGUUCUAGGUUAUGGUGCCCGUGACUUUGUCUCUGGCUCAGAAGUUCAACACUUGUGCUACACCUUGUGAAUAUUUCUCUAAUGUUGCACAAUCCCCUCACUAUUGCGGAUUAUCCCUACUGAUUGUGCACCGUUUUUUUUUUUGUUUGUUUGUUUUGUUUUUUACCAGACUUUCUCCACUUUUUCUUCCACUCAACCUUCCAUUAAUACAAUUGAAUAUAGCUUCAUGUGAACAGCGAGCUUCUUUUGCAAUGACACCUUUAUGGCUUACCUUCCUUAUGGAGGUUGUCAGUGACUAGUGUCAAGUCAGCAGUCUUCCCUGUGACUGUGUGGACAAUAGCGUGACAGUUUUUAUGAAUGAGUUUUACUUCUUGAAUGUCUAAAAUAAAUAAACUUUUCAAUCAUACUCAAAAUUAUUGAAUUAACCUGUGACACAGAGGGAGUUGUCUGUGGUAAAGCCUUUUGGUGACGGGGUUUAUGCAUCGACAGAGAAGAGCAGAGACCCUUACGCACCAUGUCACUUCUGAUACUACGGAUCCCCUCACAUUCUCUUUGUUUGCAUCGUAUUGGCCUAUUUACAACUUGCUGAGAGUAAAGAUUCACAAUAAAUAACAACAACAAAAAAAAGUCUGUGAGCCAUUGUUUACUUUUUCAAAAGGGUACACAUGCCAAGCCUCCCUGCGGAACGGGAAGAGGAGUGCUUUUGCAUCUGCCAUUCUUCGAUAAACAUACCACCAGCCUCGCCACUUUUUCUUUUUUUUUUCCUCUCUCUCUCUCCCCCUUUCCCUCCUUACCUCUCUUCCCAUUUUCCCUCUCUGGUUUUUCCUUUCCCUCUCCUUAAACGUGAGAUGAGAGGAGGCAGCCAGGAUAAUUGGCCAUGCGUCAGUUGGGCUGUUUGAUCACGUAACGCGGCGGAGGCUACACACCUACGUGCCGUUCAACAAACCGUCAAAUGUAGCACCGGAGGCAGAACACGGCUCCAAAGGGAGCGAGGGACCCGUGCUGUGUAAUGAUGGUAAAAUGGAGCAGUUUUGCCUGUGCUGCUUUUACUUAUGUGUUUGU